Messenger RNA from Fusarium venenatum, 2280 nucleotides. Lineage: Eukaryota; Fungi; Ascomycota; Sordariomycetes; Hypocreales; Nectriaceae. The record is from RefSeq and is a predicted model, not a curated record.
AUGGCAAAGAAAAAGAACAAGCAAGCUGCUGCUGCUCCUGGUAGUGAGGGGCAGAAUCCGACCCUCGACGAAGCUUCGCAAACGCAAACACAACCUUCCACCACUGCGACCACAAAUUCAAGUACAAAUGGAGGUCAAAAGAAGAAGCCAAAAGCUUCCAGGGAAUUGCCCUCCGUAGCUUCUUCGCAGACACUUAACAUUUGCCGGAACAAGCAUUGGCGGUACAUAUCCUCCUACCAUGGACCUUGGCUACAGAUGCCCAUCGAGAUCCUCGAAACAAUUGCAAACAUCAACUACAACACCCCACGACCUCGUCCUAUCGACCCGGCCGUCCUGUUCGACCUGCUCAAGAUCCGCCGUCUCGUUGACGAAGCCACAAACCUCGCCGUGAGAGCUGCUAGUGACAUUGCCUCACCCGUUUUGACCAACGUGCAUGGCGGUUUGCCUGGUUCAUCGCCCAUGUCGAUGCUGGGCAUGAUAGGUCCAGGCCAUGGGAUGAAAUUGAGCCAGAAGCGCAAGUCGCAGAUGAGAGAGCAGGCGAGCCAGAAGCUUAGUCGUGCGUACCAUCUAGACGAAAUAGCUUGCAGUGUUGCGACAAUGCAGGGCGCAUCAACAAUAGAGGAAAUCGGUGCCGUUGUCUUGCAGCGUAACCCACAGGAUCUCGAUGCUAAAUAUGUGCAUUUCUUCCACGAGAAGAUCCCCUCCCGCCAAAUGGCCGAGUCUACCAGCUUAGAGUCAUUGACAGAGAUCAUAUCUGAGAAGCCCAACGAGAGCGAGGCUCUGCGCACUCGCGCCAUCGUCAGGACCUUCAAGGAAGAUUACGAGGGCGCUGCUUAUGACCUCACAGCCGCCCUUGCUGUGUGUCGAAUACAUCAGCAGCCCCAUCGGCCAAAUGAGGAAGCCAAUUCGAAGCUUUCGCAUACGGGUAAACGUUGGCGGCAGGAGGCUAUUCCAGCAGAAAAAGAUCAGCCGACUAGCUUAGAAAUCCAGCUGUGCUUCCUACGUGCCUCAGCGUACCUAUCGUGCGCCUGCCAACACAUUGAAGACGGCCUCUCUCUAGCUCAGAAGCAGAAUGGUCAUGCAGAUACAGACCAGUCAAACGGCAAAUCCAGUGCAGAAGCCAACGGCCAAGAUUCACAGGAGCGGGACGAAAACUCUCUUCGUAGACAGGCCGAGGCGCGAAAGCUUGUCAAGAAAUACGCAAAGUGGGCGCUCAGAGACUUGCUCGCCUUUCUGUCGCACUUCGAGUACGCACCCAACCUGCCAAACCUAAUCGUCAAGGAUUUCAAUGACCGCGUGAAUCUAUCUGCACAAGGUGCACGCAAUCCUCGACCAUCUGAAGCAACAUACCUUCUCGAGCCACACACCACGUACACUCUCGCCGAGCUCUUCGCCGCUAUCCCUCCCUCGGACCUGCCCCCUUAUCCUAAUGAAGAUGUCACAGCCCCUGACAAACAAACUCAGUCGUCAGAUAGCCCGAAAGUAUGCGAAGGGUCGAGUUAUCACCCUCUUAUGACUGAUGCUCUCCACUCACUUCUCCUUUGUCACUGUCUCAUCCAGACCUCAGCCAAAGAGCUCCAGCGCCACACUUAUAUGGCGGCACGACUGAUACGCCUAGCUGAUGGAUACCCAAUCUUCCAGGCGUGUCGCUCUCCAGCCCGGUCUGACUGGUUAGAAGUCCUCCGCCGCGCUGACGACAGCUGGCUCCAGCUUAGUGCAUCAUGGGACACUCUCUGUACGCCCGCACCACUUCCUUUCCACUACGAUCCCCUGCAACACAGUGCCACAAGUGCGAACACGGGCGCCUCUCGUAAAGAGGCUGCAGCAGCCGCCGCAUCUCUGAUUAAUGGCGGCUCAAGCACGGAGAAACCUGAGCCGAGCCCUGAGGAACUGCGCCGACAUCGCCUGCGCGAGCGCGACCAGCGGGUUCGUGUUGCUCUCAGUGACCAGAGAGUUUGCGAUGAGGAUACGUUCCGCGCAUCUAUUGAGGCUCAGGAGAAGCGUGCAGAGCAGGAAGACCGUGCUGCCGCUGUCGCCACGCCUAAUGGUGCAUCCAAUGCCGACGGACGUCCGAAGCGAUGGGUUGUUGACGACAGCGAAUUCUACCCCGUUUGUACCGCGAGGGCCACCAUGAUUGCUCAGUGGGUUUGCGAAGCACCCGUGGUCGCAAGCACCACAAGGCGCAAGAAGAGGACCAAGCGGCCCGAAGGCAAGACAGACACAUUGGCUGACUCUGCGAAGAAGAUGAGUCUUAAAGACACAGCAGCGACAUUAUCGUAA